Messenger RNA from Amyelois transitella, 1659 nucleotides. RefSeq names its product very-long-chain (3R)-3-hydroxyacyl-CoA dehydratase 2 (gene Hacd1). Bases 243 to 935 code for a protein of 230 amino acids. Gene Ontology annotation, biological process: sphingolipid biosynthetic process; very long-chain fatty acid biosynthetic process; fatty acid elongation. Lineage: Eukaryota; Metazoa; Arthropoda; Insecta; Lepidoptera; Pyralidae. Gene Ontology annotation, cellular component: endoplasmic reticulum membrane. The transcript has 5 exons. Gene Ontology annotation, molecular function: 3-hydroxyacyl-CoA dehydratase activity. The record is from RefSeq and is a predicted model, not a curated record.
CACUCAUCGUAAUUCUUUUUAACGAUUCACUCAUGUCAUUCAAUGAAGUUUACUUACACAACACAAACAAGUGCAUUUAGUUUUUUCAUUCCGUAGGUACCGUUGUUACGUAGGUAGUGGUUAGUUUAGUUGUAGCUAAAACGUAGUGGUUAUAUUUUUAUAUUCUCUUUGGUUGUAGCUAUCUGUACGUACAAUAGCAAGGUACUCAAUCCGUGCGCCAAGAAGAUAGACAAAAAUAAAUCAUGACUGAGAAAGUAACCAAGAAGACGAAAAGAUCAGAACCUUCAGGUAUUGGAAAACUCUACCUUAUAACAUAUAAUGGAAUACAAACUAUCGGUUGGACAUAUUUGCUGUUAAGUUCUGCUAUACAUUUUUUGAAUAGAGGAACAUUGGACACUUUUUGGCCAGAAAUCAAAACCACAGUUAUCAUAUUUCAGAAUGCUGCUGUUUUAGAGAUUCUCCAUGCUGCCAUAGGAUUGGUACCUUCGGGAGUGUUCAUAGUGCUGGUGCAAGUCUACUCUCGCGUGUUCGUGGUGUGCGGCAUCUUACUGUCUGCACACGGCUCUACAGUCAGUCCCGGCCUGCCGCUUUGUAUACUGGCGUGGUCCGUCACUGAAAUUAUACGAUACGCAUACUACACGCUGAAUCUUAUCGGCGCAGUCCCACAGCCGUUAUUAUUCCUUAGGUAUUCCACGUUCAUAAUAUUAUACCCUAUUGGAAUAACAGGCGAGCUGUUAUGUAUGUACCAUUCUUUGGAAGAGGUCGCGGAAAAGAAUUUGUAUACAAUUUCUUUUCCAAAUGCGUGGAAUUUUAUUUUCAACUAUUAUUAUUUCAUCGUCGCCAUUAUGAGUUUGUACAUUCCCUUAUUCCCUGUUCUUUAUGGUCAUAUGUUGGCUCAAAGAAAGAAAAUGUUAUCUAAGAAGAAAGAAGACUAAUUUGUAGCUUGUGCUAUAAUAAAACAUUUAUUUUUAAUAGGUUAUUUAAAGAAGUUUAUCCGAGUAAGAACAAUAUAUUUUUGUUUGUUAAAAUAAUACAAAGAUUAAUAUGGUUAUGGUCAACUUGUCAUAUUGAUAAGUAAGUAUGACGCUCUCUUUGUCAGAGCAUAAAAAUAUUUGCUAUUAAUAUAAAUGCAAAUAGUUGCAUUUUAUGUAACGCUACUUGCAAAUAUCAUUUAUUUGUUGUGCUUUUGAAUGUUUUUUCACAUUGUUUUUUUCUUUUUAUUUAAUGGCGCAUAAGUAUAGUUCAGAGUUAUUUAAUACUUUUAUAAGGCAAUAUUGAAUGUAUUACGAGAGAUACCGAAUAUUAUUGUUUGUCCAUAUAUAAAGUUAAUGUGUUUGCGGCAAUAUUGAGUUAUAUGACAAAAGUCAGUUGUGUAUGUUAUAAACUUGACGCAAAUUAAGUACACUAGGUUAGGCUAGAAAUAAGUGGUUAGGUAUUUAAUAGUUUUUAUAAAUAUUUAGUGUAGAUCACGUAGAUAAGUCAAUGAAUUUCUUGGAAUAUGUAUCUCAAUGUCUUUUCCUCCCUUAUCCUAUGUUAUUCUGUUUCUUUUAAUUAUUUUUCUUGUUGAUAAUUUUAUUCAUUGGGUAAUUUGAAUAUUUAAUUAUUUAAUAUUAUUUGGGAAUUGGUAUUAAGAAAAACAAGUAAAAAAUAUUUUUAUUA